This is a messenger RNA of Venturia canescens, 1654 nucleotides long. RefSeq names its product tRNA pseudouridine(38/39) synthase. Gene Ontology annotation, molecular function: pseudouridine synthase activity; RNA binding. Lineage: Eukaryota; Metazoa; Arthropoda; Insecta; Hymenoptera; Ichneumonidae. Bases 105 to 1577 code for a protein of 490 amino acids. Gene Ontology annotation, biological process: mRNA pseudouridine synthesis; tRNA pseudouridine synthesis. The transcript is spliced from 6 exons. Gene Ontology annotation, cellular component: cytoplasm; nucleus. The record is from RefSeq and is a predicted model, not a curated record.
AAGAAGAAAGAACACAUUGCUGCAAUGUUAAUUAAAUGUGUUACGAGACUCUGUAUGUACGACCGUGUGAGUAAGGUCUACGUCACAAAAAAGCUAUAGGUCUUAUGCCCGUUUUCUCCAAUGUUAAUCUGAGCUUAAACUCGGUUCAUCCUAUCUUGAAAUAUAUUUUAAAAAUUGAACUGAGUUUGAACUGCAUCGGAGAAAACGGCCAUAAGGGUCUAGGAUUAAUUAUCAAUAAUAACAGAGCAAUGGCAGAUUACGUUAUCACGAAAAAUACAAAUAGUAAAAAUGCUUCGACCCGAGAAGAACUGGAAAAAUUUGACAGCUCGUGCCUUAUUGACAAAAUCCUGCAAUUAGAAGCUCACAAUUAUCAGCUGAGGAGAAUAAUCAAGAAAGCUGAGGAUUCGAAACAGAGUUCUCUUAAUAAAAAAUCGAAUAACGAGUCUGCUAAGCCAUUUGACUUUUCUCGAUGCUACAAAAGACACGUGCUCUUGAAAUUUUUUUAUCUCGGUUGGAACUAUCAUGGUUUCGUGGAGCAAGAAGACAACAAUAAUACAGUGGAAGAGCACAUAUUUAUCGCCUUAAAACGAUCGUGUUGUAUCGAGAAUCGUCAAACUUCGAAUUAUCACAGAUGUGGGCGUACGGAUAAAGGAGUGAGUGCAUUUUCCCAAGUCAUAUCGCUGGAUAUUCGGAGUCGUUUGGAACCCAGCGAACAAGAUAAAAUCGAGGAUGAAUUGGAUUAUUGCAGAAUUCUCAAUAGAUUGUUACCUAGUGAUAUCAGGUGUUAUGCUUGGGCCCCUGUUCAAAGAACAAAGUCAGCCCGCUUUGACUGCAAACAUAGAACGUACAAAUACUUUUUUCCAAGAGGUUACUUGAACAUUGAAGCAAUGAACGAAGCAGCUGGCUAUAUCGUGGGUUACCACGAUUUUCGAAAUUUUUGCAAAAUGGACGUUGGCAAUGGUGUUGUACGUUUUGACAGAAAGGUCGACGAAGCCAAAGUUAUUACAAUUAAGCCUCGAGAAUCUGAUGAAAUAUCUGGCUAUGAUAUGUACCAAUUCGUCAUAAAAAGCCAGGCUUUUUUAUGGCACCAGAUCCGGUGCAUAAUGGGAGUUUUAUUGCUCGUUGGACAAGGAAAAGAAAAGCCUGUGGUAGUACGCGAUCUUCUCAAUGUAGAAUCGUGUUCUCGUAAACCGCAGUACAGUCUCGCUCACGAAUUACCAUUGAAUUUGUACGAUUGUCACUUUGAUGAUGUUAAAUGGAUUUUCGAAAAAAAUGAAUUAAAUCUUGUCGUUCAGAGUCUAGAAAAAGAUUGGACUAUAAAUGCAGUCAAAUCAACAAUGAUUCGAGAAAUGUUGGACGAUUUGAAAUCUCAUUUGGAUGAUGAAGGCCCUCUAAAAGAUCCUGGACAUUUUUCGUUGCUGCAAGGUGUGCAAGCUACAAAUUAUCAACCGCUAAUGAAACGUUUAACUUGUGAAAGCCUCGAGAAUCGAAUAGAACAUUAUGAGAAAAAGCGGAAAAUUAAAUUAGUAGAAGAUACAGCAAUCAAACGCGAUGAAGCAAUGAAAACUCAGUCAUAACUGAAAAUCUUUACAAUUUUUAUUAUAAGUUUGUGCGGUCGAAGACUUGGUGAAGCGAUAAAAAAUAAGAAAAGGCA